AUGGCAACAAAGCACCACCCCAACCUGGUGCGCCUACUGGGCUACGCCACGUGUGGGGACCUGCGGGAGCGCAUCGAGCAGAUCCUCGUCUACGAGUUCAUCUCCAACGGGGACCUCGAUAAAUGGCUCAGCGCAGACGCUCCCUCGCCCCUCACUUUUGGUAUUCUCAUGUUGGUGGUGCUCACGGGCAAGCCUGCCACAUAUGAGGACGACAAGAACCACUCCAGGGGCAUCCUCAAAUGGGUCCAGGAGAAGGUGGGCCAGGGUUCAUUAGAGGAGAUUGCAGACCCUCGCAUGGGCACCGUCCCACCAGACGCCCUGCAGCGCAUCGCAGACCUGGCCAUGCGCUGCACUGCCACCUUCACUGCUGACCGCCCCUCCAUGGGCCGCAUCGCCCAGGAGAUGGAUGCGCUGCGUGGUGAGGUGGGCGGUGGCGAGGAGCAGGUGCACAAGGCGUACGAGGUGGUGGAUGCUGAGUUGAGGGCGAGGAUGCAGCAGCAGCAAAAGAUGAGUGAGCAGAGUAUGGACUCUUUUCUUGAUUCGAUUCACUCGGGGAAGAUCGGGAGCAUGAUGGACACGGGGGAGGUGAUCACGGUGGAGAUGGAGCAGGCCAAGGCGGGAACCAUUGUCAACCGAGAGCAAGCGGGCAUCAUCAGGCUCUGUUGGAUGGCCGCCCUCCACUCCACCCAUCACCACGCCAGAUGCACGGAUAUGAGGGCGGAUGGGCGGAAGGGCAAGCGGAGAGGCGAGGGAGGCAAGCAGCUGAGUGUCGUCCGCUCGCCUCGCCUCUACACGCAGCAGCAGCAGCCGUCCGUCCCUUCAAGCCCCGCUCGCCUGUCCACUCUCCAUCGAAGCACCCCCUCCGCCUGCACCACACAAUCAGCUAAGUACCCGUUCCCCCAUGCCCGCACCCUUGCCUGCCAUUCCAUUUCUUUCGUGGCGGGGAGGGGUGUGGGGUCAACACCGACGCUCCCUCACGCCCCUCCCCUGUGGCCGUGCAGGGAGGAGGCACCUGAAGGAGGGCUGCUGCGGAGGGAGGCAGCAGGUGGUGCUUCAGCUGCCUUGAGCUCGCCCGCACGCCACCAGCUAAGUAUCUCCUCAGGUGCAGUGCAGGUAACCCUCUCAGGUGCAGGUCCCCUCUCAGGUGCAGGUUCCCCCUCAGGUGCAGGUUCCCUUGGCGUCUGUGGCGUGUGGAGGGGAGGGGCGCUGGGGUCAACACCGACGCUUCCCCACGCCCCUCCCCUGUGGCCGUGCAGGGACUCGUGGGGACGGGAGGGAGGCAGCACUGCAGCAUGGCAAUCCCACUGCAGCAAGGGAGAGUAUCGGGAUGGGCUUGGCCUCUCAAGGUCUGCAGGUAAGCCUCCCAGGUGUGUACCCCCCUUGGAUCUGUGGCUUGUAGCUGAGGCUGCACCAGUGGCCCCCUCUGCUCUCACCUGCCAUCCCACCCCACCCCACCCAUGCACUCCUCUCACAUUUCUACCCCUAGCCGCAUACUCACUCCUCUUCAGUUCUCUCCUUUCCGUUGAGGGGAGGGGCGUGGGGGUCAACACCGCCGCUCCCUCGCGCUCCUCCCCUGUGGCCGUGCAGGUGGCGGUGGGAGGGGAGGGGGGCAGCACUCCACUCGGCUGGGGUGGGAAGGGAGAGUAUCGGGCUGGGUCGUCUGAAACAAGGCUGAGUGUGGGUGCACUGGAGCAAGCGCGGAGAGUGGAGUUCACCCUCUCUCUCACCUCCUCCUCUCUCCCUUUUCCCUUCCCUCCCAGCAGCACCCUGCCUGGACCACAGAGGAGUCCCUCCCUCCCCUAA
Molecule: messenger RNA, 1803 nt
Organism: Closterium sp. NIES-65
Lineage: Eukaryota; Viridiplantae; Streptophyta; Zygnematophyceae; Desmidiales; Closteriaceae
Source: the annotation of a GenBank genome assembly